Messenger RNA from Arabidopsis lyrata subsp. lyrata, 871 nucleotides. RefSeq lists its product as uncharacterized. The transcript has a single exon. The coding region runs from base 319 to 663 and encodes 114 amino acids. Lineage: Eukaryota; Viridiplantae; Streptophyta; Magnoliopsida; Brassicales; Brassicaceae. The record is from RefSeq and is a predicted model, not a curated record.
AUUGUCUAAAAGAUGUAAUAGUCAGCAUAAAACACAUUUGACCGGCGAUUGAAUAGGGACCAAGAUGUAUACAUCAUGUGGGUGUAACACUAACACAUGCUUUAUUAAUUACAUAUACAAAAAUUUAAUUUAGUUAGUUGGAGAUCUCACGCACAAAAAAAAUUAAACUAAAAGUCAACAGAUCUACUAUUAUUUCCUUUUCAUAUCACAAAGCAAACUUGGCCUACUACUUAAAUAAACACCAUCAAGAGAAAGAUUCAAGAACACACCUAACACACAAAAAAAGGAACUCCACUUUUUUCCACACCAUACCGCACCAUGUUUAGAGCCAUGAGCACUAGGAAAAUCCACGGUGGCUACGAAAAGCUCGGCGACGAAGAAGCGAGACUGAAGAGGGUCUCUAGCGUUCCAGCGAGUGUUUAUGGUCAAUCAAGAAACCCUGUUCAAGAGUUGAAGAAGACACCGACGGUGAAACCAACCGGUGGUUCUGUUCAUCCUUUGUUGAGUUUCUUUGACGUUCAUUUUCAACGGAAGAAGAAGAAGACGACGAAGAAAAAGAGUUUAGCGACGGCGAAACCGGAGUUUGCUAGGUAUAUGGAGUAUGUGAAGGAAGGAGGUGUGUGGGAUCCGAGUUCUAACGCACCUGCGAUUCAUUACAGAUAGAUUCGUCAAGGAAAAUGAAUAAAGAUUUGUAUAUCGUUUUUUUUUUAAUAUAUAUAAUCUAUGAGAAAAUCAAGAUUCGAUUCGGAAAGAUGGAUCAAACAAAGUAUUUGUCAUUUUUGUACGAAUUGAUGAGUGUUUUGUACACUUUCAUGGAGACUUAAAGAAUAAGAAAAAAUUCAAGGUCUUGACCUUAUUAUAUGAUCAAAAA